Gossypium raimondii (Peruvian cotton) is the source of this 1392-nucleotide messenger RNA. Its product is annotated as transcription factor MYBS1. Gene Ontology annotation, molecular function: DNA binding. Lineage: Eukaryota; Viridiplantae; Streptophyta; Magnoliopsida; Malvales; Malvaceae. Bases 145 to 1032 code for a protein of 295 amino acids. The transcript has 2 exons. The record is from RefSeq and is a predicted model, not a curated record.
ACUUCUAUCCCUUAUCCUACACUCUCAUUUCCCAUUAUUUUAUUUUUAUUUUUCGACCCCUUCCAAAUGCAACCAAGCUGUUGAACAUAGAGAACAUUGAGCUUAGAAAUUGAGUGACCUCUUUUGUAGGGUAUUAUUGGUAGUAUGGCAGGAAGUGUUAGUUGGAGCAGGGAAGAAGAGAAGGCAUUUGAAAACGCAAUAGCAAUGCAUUGGAUAGAGAAAGAGGAAUGUGAAGAGCAAUGGGAAAAGAUUGCUUCAACGGUUCCUACUAAAAGUCUUGAGGAAUUGAAGCUUCACUACGAAUUAUUAGUGGAGGAUGUUACUGCAAUAGAGGCUGGUCAUGUUCCACUUCCUUGUUAUAAAGGAGAAGAACCUUCCUCUUCUGCUAAGGAUUAUUUUCAUGGACCUUCCAUGGCUCCUAAUUCUGAUAGGAGAUCCAAUUCCGGUUACGGAAAUGGGUUUUCGGGGUUAACCCUUGAUUCUACUGGACAUGGAGGGAAACAGAGUUCGAGGUCCGACCAAGAAAGAAGGAAAGGAAUCCCAUGGACUGAAGAAGAGCAUAGGUUAUUUCUACUUGGUUUAGACAAGUUUGGGAAAGGAGAUUGGAGAAGCAUUUCAAGGAACUUUGUGAUAUCGAGAACUCCGACGCAGGUGGCUAGCCAUGCACAAAAGUAUUUUAUACGCUUAAAUUCGAUGAAUAGAGACCGGCGGCGGUCCAGCAUCCACGACAUCACGAGUGUUAACAAUGGGGAUACGUCUCAUCAAGCGCCUAUCACCGGCCAACAGGCUAACACAAACUCACCCGGUGCAGCGGUCAUGGGGCAAUCAGUGAAGCACAGGGCUCAGCCGCAUUUGCCGGGUUUAGGCAUGUACGGAGCGCCUGUUGGGCGGCCGAUUGCUGCUGCUCCAGGGCAUAUUGGAUCUGCUGUAGGAACUCCUGUUAUGCUUCCUCCUGCUCACCAUCCUCAUUCCCCUCCUCCUUACAUUGUCCCUGUUGCUUACCCCAUGGCACCACCUCCUAUGCACCAAUAAGUUCAAAAUUCAAUUAAUGAUUUAAAGGUAACCUAACAAGUUGUGUUUUUGUGAACAUGAAAAAUAUGCAGAAGGAAUAAAGCAGAUGAGAGAACUCUUCGUUUUUUUGCUGUAGUUAUCCAUUUUUCUGACUGCAAAAAAGGUACAUGUUAUUUGACUACAAAGUCCCCUGCCCAGAUGAGUCUUUUCACUAAGCGAAGCAAUGAAACUGGCUUUAAAAAAAUAGCCAGAUGGGUUAUUUUGGGCAAAUAAGUGUUGUUUAUGGCUUCCUCUCAUGAUAAAAUGUAAAAACAGUCUUAUUUAAAGGCUUGUAUUAUUCCUACGGGUUCAGUAAAGCGCUUUCAAUGCUUUUGUUCUUCA